Messenger RNA from Podospora anserina S mat+, 3054 nucleotides. RefSeq lists its product as uncharacterized. The record is from RefSeq and is a predicted model, not a curated record. Gene Ontology annotation, cellular component: endoplasmic reticulum membrane; Golgi membrane. The transcript has 2 exons. Gene Ontology annotation, biological process: SREBP signaling pathway. The annotation marks the transcript as partial. NCBI's taxonomy places the organism in Eukaryota, Fungi, Ascomycota, Sordariomycetes, Sordariales, Podosporaceae. Gene Ontology annotation, molecular function: protein binding; sterol binding.
AUGUGCUGGUUUCUUUACAUGUUAUUGCUGAGACGUUCGGGCAGUAUGUUGACAAGCCGUAGGACGACGGAUGCCCCUAAGCUCGCACCAGAACAUCCACUGCGGGUCGCCUUCCAACUUUAUGCAAAAUGGGCUGCAAGCCAUGUCAAAAUUGUCCUGCCGUCUUCGACGGCCUUGAUUUUCAUGUUUUUGUAUAUUUUCCCCUUCCUCUACACCACCGAUGUCACCAACAUUACCAGCGGCGUGUCCAACCUCCCACACCAUGUGUGGACUGACGCUCAGCCUCUUGAGUUGGACGUUGAGCCUGAUGUGAUAAUGCGCUCAAUUUGGGUCCACGGGAGCUAUAUGAAGGCUCUCGAGAAAGAUGUCUUACUGGGCGCACUCGAACUUCAGGAUGAGCUUUUGGGACCGACCACCAAUUUCAACCCCCGCCAACCAGCAAACAGGCCCGAGAUAUCCGAGCCCGAAGUCGCCGAUGGUGACCUGACUCCCGGCCAGCGAGAUGCCUAUCAUAUCAUCAACGGCCUCACCAACCAGUCGUGGUUCUUUCACUCGCCACUCCAGUAUUGGGCCGGCUCAGCAGGUAAUAUCCAAAACGACCAGGACAUUCUCGAGACGGUCAAUGCCAGGAAAACUCAGUCGACGUCUGUCAAUGUCACCCUGCGACACUCGAUUGUGUUCAGCGGCAAGCGGUUCGAAGAGCGCCGUCUCGUCGCUGCCGAUGCCCUGGUCAUCACUCUGAUUCACCUCCGGGACUCGCCGGUUGGCCGACGAUGGGUGAGAAGAGCUGAGGAGCUGGCAAAUGAGCGCAGCGAUACGUGGAAAAUCAUCCCUUCGGACGGCAGGAGCCUUUCGGAUCAGCUGUAUGAGUUUCAGUUUCGACCCUUGUCGUGGCCUGAUGUGGGACUUUUGACGGUGGCCUAUUCCAUCUCGCUGUUCUACCUGUUGCUUCAUCUCAGGAAGCUUCGCGCCCUCAAAUCCAAGCUAGGGCUCAUGGUCUCGAUACUCGUUCAGAUCACCGCGUCCAUCGUGUCGAGCUUCACGGUUUGCGCCAUAUUCAAGAUUGAUCUUUCUCGGGUGCCUUCGUACGCCUACCCGCUGGUGGUUCUUGCCAUCAGUCUGGAGAACUCGUUGCGGCUGAUCAACGCCGUCAUUAUGACGUCCUCCACCAUCAGCAACAGUGACAGGAUAGGGGAGGCCUUCGGAGAGACAGCACACAUCGCCAUCGCCAACCGAGUGCAAAACCUGCUGAUAUUGUUGGGUUUAUCACGGUAUUCGAACCCGGGUGUUGCCGCCUUUUGCACCUUUGUUGCGAUUGCGACCGUGUUUGACUUCAUCUACCUGUCAACAUUUUUGCUGUCUGUCCUCAGCGUCGAUGUCAGGCAAAGGGAACUGCUCGAGUUGGAGAAGGCCUUCUUGUCGCGCACCAAGUCUUCCGAAAAAGACAAAAACAAGUCAGCCUGGAUGGAACUGGUCAGCCAACUCCGUGUUGGCGAAACCGCAGUGUCGACGAGGAUUGCCGGAACCAUUGUCGUCAUCUGCUUUGUGCUCACGGCACAGUCUCACUAUGCGACAGAAGGCAACCGGCAGUGGCUGAGCCAACUCUUCAGCUUGCCAUGGAACAGGACCGUUAGAAGCGCUCCGAAGCCGCCGUUGCUGAUUGAUAUUCACCAGGCCAGAAGCCCGACCUCAUGGCUCCGCCUUCAAGACCACGAGACGGCUCGGGAAGUUAUCAACGUCGUCAAGCCAUGGGCUCACAGCUACGUGGCUCGCGUGUACGAUCCCAUCAUUUUCGUCUUGAAGGGCUCCGACCGCGUCCCUCGCACCCGAGAGCCCAUGUUUCUACCUGCCGUGUACGACUUUUUGCAUCACGAAGUGCCCAAUUUCGUCGUGUUAUUAAUGCUAGUGUUUGCGGCUAUACUGUUGGGUACAAAGUAUCUUCUCCGGGACGAGUAUGAAAAUUUGGGGUCGGAGCAUCCGGACGAUGAGCCGUUGAUUUCUGUCAAAUCUUUGACCAAGGGCCACAAGCUGGAUGUUGUCAUGAUGGCUGCGUCACCGGGUGGUUCGCUGGUGUCGGUUGGUCUUGAUCGCGCUAUUCAGGUUUGGGACGUGCCAAUAGGGUCCGGGCACAGGGUCGCCUCGGAUCACGAAUGCCCUUUGGAGAAUCCUUUCCCGGUGCUGAGCAUGGCCAUCGACUAUGGGUCCAAAUGGUUGGCUUUGGUGUCGUGGCAAAGGGUGUUUUUGUGGAAUCUGGAGGAACAGCAGUGGGCCGGGACGAGAGACAUUGACUUGGGCGGACAUAAGCCAGAAGCGUUGUUUUUCUGCCACAAAGGGGCGGGUACAACGCCGACGUUGGUGCUGGUGAGGAGGAACGGAAUGGGACUGGAGAUGGAACUGGAAGUCGACGAGUCGAGAGAUUUCACCAUCUGCAAAACACCACUCGUCUGGGCGGUACAGUUUCCAGAUAAAUCUCACUCAUUCAACAAUAACCACCACCCACCAAUAGCCAUCCUCACAGCCUCUCGCAAGAGCUGCGUUCACCUGGUUAGGCAGCAGGGGAACGAAUGGGUCUCGACCGAAGUCAACUUUGGCGAGCGAGAAGCCAGGGACGUCCACUGCGUCCUUCCCAUCCCGGCCUUGUCUGCGUAUUUGAUCGGGCGGUCUCGAUCAGUCGACCUCGUGGAUCUCGAGUCGUCCACCAUCCUUCGCACCUUUUCGACCGAGGUCAUGCAACCGCGGACGUUGAAGCACAUACCGCAGAUGAGGGCUCAUCAGCCAAAUCUCACGUCACUUACUUUAUCAUACGUCAGCACAAAAACGGGGGAUCUAGUCAUCCAAACUUAUCUCCCGGAAAAGGAAGACGAUAAUCUUGUAUCGUACUGCCCUUCAGAUCCGAGAAGCAGCGGCCACAGACGGCUGGGGGAGCUCACGGAGAGGAAGAGAAGGAUUCCCAACCCGGGCGUGUGGGAGGCUCUUCCGGGUGGGAAUAUUCUUGGGGUUAGAAGGAAGCAAAGCCCACCGACGACAAACCGACCACGGUCGCUCUCCAACAAU